Caretta caretta (loggerhead turtle) is the source of this 4703-nucleotide messenger RNA. The record is from RefSeq and is a predicted model, not a curated record. Lineage: Eukaryota; Metazoa; Chordata; Testudines; Cheloniidae.
GCCAAGCCCGGCCCGGGGCGCUGCCCCUCAGCGCUCUUCCCAGGCCCCCCCCCGAGCACAGGGCCCCCCCGGGAGGCCAGGCCAGGCCAGGCCAUGUUGGGAACCGCUUCAAGCCAGGCGGUGCUGCCCCCCCAGCCCCCCUAGUUCCAGCACCUAUGGAGGCAGGAUCAGGCCCGUUGUUUAGAAUGAGGGGCCAGAUCUCCCUUUGGGGAGAUUUCACCUGGGUUGCGGUUUGCCCCUUCGCAUCGAAAAGGCUGGGGGAAUAAUCCCUCCAACAUGGCAAAUGUCCCAGGGUCGUCCUCAAGGAGCCCUUACGUGUCCUUGCUGUGCUCCCAAAGCCGGCUCCAUGGCAGAGUGGCUCCUUGGGAGCCAUGUUACCAGAGAAUCAGCCUGCCCGUGGAAUCAGACUUGGCUAGACUUGUACAGUCCUGGAGCUGCCUUACUCCCGGCUGCUGGUGGGAAGAUGAGGAACUUCCAUGCAGGCUCACCCACUUCACCACACCUACCCAUCCAGUGUCCUCCGGCUCCUACCACGGCGUGGACCCCAGACUUGUGCAGUGAGUCCUGCAGGGUCUGGAUGGAGGGAAGGGAAAGUGCCACAGAGGUAGCUGAUAUCCCGUCUCCUACAGGGCAGAGGGAUAUUUGUACAUGGAGCGUCUCCUUUGCACAUGGAUCAGAGGGGUUUGAUCCAACUCACUGUUAGGGGAUAUGUUAUAGAAUGAUAGAAUAUCAGGGUUGGAAGGGACCUCAGGAGGUCAUCUAGGCCAACCCCCUGCUCAAAGCAGGACCAAUCCCCAAUUUUUGCCCCAGAUCCCUAAAUGGCCCCCUCAAGGAUUGAAGUCACAACCCUGGGUUAUAGUAUAACAAUAAUAAUACACAGCCUGUAAUGGAAUGUACUUUAUAAGGACCCCCCCAGGCUAGCGCUACCCUGUUACAGGAUGGAACAAUGCCUGUGAAACCAAAGACUAUUUCCGGGGGAGGAAAUAGUCUUAGGGAGUUUGGGGUGUGGAAAAACCAUUGCUGCUAAUUCUAUUUAGGUCUCAAGGCCCGAGUCCCCAAGCCAGUUCCAUGAGCCGGAACCCACCUCAGCCCCAGUGAAGAAGAGUCAAGCAGUUCUGAGGAAUGGGGCAGUGGGGAGUAAAUCUAUUUCAUUAAGGAGAUUGCGGUGGUGGGGAACGGAGGACAUGCCUCACUGCUGUGACUAGGGUAGGACUUGGCGACUCCCACAUUUGUUAAUCCUGUUUGGUUGGAGAAAGGCCAUGUCUAUACCUACAGGCAUGACAGGGGCACAGCUACCAGCGCCAUAGCUAGGCCACUGGAGCCCUGUAGUGUAAAUGCAGACUGCAGUGACAGAAAGUGGUUUCCUGUUGAUGUAGGUAAUCCACCUCCUCGAGCAACGGUCGCUAGGUUGACAGAACCAUUCUUCCAUCGACCUAGUUGUGUUUGGAUCGGCGGUUAGGUUGACAUAGCUACAGCACUCAGGAGUGUGGAUUUUUCAUUCCUUUGAGCACUAUAGCUGUGUUUUAUGUGUAGAUCAGGCUAAAUUUUACUGCAGAACUGGAUUAUAUGUGGCCAGAUUAAGAAAUCCCUUUUGAGUGCAUCUGAAAUGUUCUUUCUGGCCUGUUUUUGAAAACAAACAAACUGCCUUCCCCGCCAGUCACAUAUACCCAUCCAAGCAAAUUAAAAUAGAAAAACCUCUGGGAAACCAGAAAACCACUCUACAAAACAAAUAAACCCUUUCAGGCUUCCUUGACCCAUCACAGAGAGACGUAAAAGGACACAAGCUCAAAUUUGUUUUCCUUUGCAAGUCACCCUUUAAGAAACUGUCUACAGAACAGUGAGCAGUUUUCAAACUUGCAUAUUUGUUCCGGCCGCAUUUGACUCAAACUUUGUUGUGCCAGCCCCAGGUGUUCAACAAUCAUAAGUCAAAAUAUCACGAGAGUGGCUUAAAAAUCAUGGGAUUUCAAAAGAUAAUAUAUUUGAGGUUCUUUUAAUUUCUCUUCUGGUUUCUAACCUUUCUACUCCGGUCAUGAUUUUAGGCUUUUUUCACAACCACAGGGGCUAGGAACUUUUUUUUUUUUUUUUUUUUUUAAAGGGAGCUAAGGGCUGGUCUAAAAUACAAAGUUAGGUUGGCUCAACUGCAUGGUUCAGGGCUGUGAAAUAUUUAAUGUCCUGUGCAAUGUAAUUAAAGCCAACCUAAGACUUGGUGUAGACACUGCUAGGUUGACGGAAGAAUUCUUCUAUCAACCUAACUACCACCUUUUGGAGAGGUGGAUUCACUACCUCAGUGGAAGAACCCCUUCUGUAGCUGUAGUGUGUGUCUACACUGCAGCACAGCUGCAGCGUGGACGUUCUGCUGCGGUAGUGUUUCCAGUGUAGACACACCCUGAGAUGUUCAUGGAAUCACUUGCUUCCAGGAGCUGGGGCUUUGAAGAAAGUCACCAAAUAUCAUGAGACCUGGUAAUAAAACUGCAAGCGUUGGCAACCACGCAAACUAGACAAAAGGCACUAGUGCUCCUUGGCCAAGAUUUUCUGCAAAGUCUUUAUGAAUAUGGUUAACAUUAUGCACUGUGAGGAGUCCUGCAGUGGGUUUUAACAAUAUAUAACUUUAACAAUAUAACAUAUAUUUAAUAUAUUAAUAUAUAACUUUAACAAUAUAUAAAGUUAACCAUACGCAUAAGCAUGUCCAUAACUCUUUGAAGGAUUGGGGCUUGAAAGGCCUAAACUUAUUCUCGCUCUUUUUUCUUUAAAUCUUAGCCUUUAGGGACAAUGAGGGAGAUUUGCACAGCUACAGAUGGCAUUUAGGCAAUGAGAGUUGGGUGCCUAACUCCCGUUUGUGCCUGUGAAAGAUUCUAGGCCGAAUGUUCGAAAGCACCCAAGUCUGUUUGCAAAAGUCACAGAUGCGUGUAGGAGCCUAAAUCUCAUAGAAAGUCAAUAACAAUCCUCAUCCGAGUUCUUAGCCAGCCCUUCUUACCAGAAGAGAUUCAAGUGCUUUGCAAAGGAGGUCAGUAUCAGUGUCCCCAUUUCACAGGUGGAGAAACUGACACACAGAGUGGGGAUGUGAUUUGAAAAGUCACCCAACAGGGUAGUGAUAGAGUUAGGAAUAGAACCCAGGUCUCCUGAGCCCUGGUCUACACUAGGACUUUAGGUCGAAUUUAGCAGCGUUAAAUCGAUUUAAACCUGCACCCGUCCACACAAUGAAGCCCUUUAUUUCGACUUAAAGGGCUCUUAAAAUCGAUUUCCUUACUCCACCCCUGACAAGUGGAUUAGCGCUUAAAUCGAUGUUGCCGGCUCGAAUUUGGGGUACUGUGGACACAAUUCAAUGGUAUUGGCCUCCGGGAGCUAUCCCAGAGUGCUCCAUUCUGACCGCUCUGGACAGCACUCUCAACUCAGAUGCACUGGCCAGGUAGACAGGAAAAGAACCGCGAACUUUUGAAUCUCAUUUCCUGUUUGGCCAGCGUGGCAAGCUGCAGGUGACCAUGCAGAGCUCAUCAGCACAGGUGACCAUGAUGGAGUCCCAGAAUCGCAAAAGAGCUCCAGCAUGGACCGAACGGGAGGUACGGGAUCUGAUCGCUGUUUGGGGAGAGGAAUCCGUGCUAUCAGAACUCCGUUCCAGUUUUCGAAAUGCCAAAACCUUUCUGAAAAUCUCCCAGGGCAUGAAGGACAGAGGCCAUAACAGGGACCCGAAGCACUGCCGCGUGAAACUGAAGGAGCUGAGGCAAGCCUACCAGAAAACCAGAGAGGCGAACAGCCGCUCUGGGUCAGAGCCCCAAACAUGCCGCUUCUAUGAUGAGCUGCAUGCCAUUUUAGGGGGUUCAGCCACCACUACCCCAGCCGUGUUGUUUGACUCCUUCAAUGGAGAUGGAGGCAAUACGGAAGUAGGUUUUGGGGACGAAGAAGAUGAUGAUGAUGAUGAGGUUGUAGAUAGCUCACAGCAAGCAAGCGGAGAAACCGGUUUUCCCGACAGCCAGGAACUGUUUCUCACCCUAGACCUGGAGCCAGUACCCCCCGAACCCACCCAAGGCUGCCUCCUGGACCCAGCAGGCGGAGAAGGGACCUCUGCUGCAUGUGUUUCAAUGAUCACAGGAUCUUCUCCUUCCCAGAGGCUAGUGAAGCUUAGAAAGAAAAAAAAACGCACUCGCGAUGAAAUGUUCUCCGAGCUCAUGCUGUCCUCCCACACUGACAGAGCACAGACGAAUGCGUGGAGGCAAAUAAUGUCAGAGUGCAGGAAAGCACAAAAUGACCGGGAGGAGAGGUGGAGGGCUGAAGAGAGUAAGUGGCGGGCUGAAGACAGGGCUGAAGCUCAAAGGUGGCGGCAGCGUGAUGAGAGGAGGCAGGAUUCAAUGCUGAGGCUGCUGCAGGACCAAACCAGUAUGCUCCAGUGUAUGGUUGAGCUGCAGCAAAGGCAGCUGGAGCACAGACUGCCACUGCUGCCCCUCUGUAACCAACCGCCCUCCUCCCCAAGUUCCAUAGUCUCCACACCCAGACGCCCAAGAACGCGGUGGGGGGCCUCCGGCCAACCAGCCACUCCACCACAGAGGAUUGCCCAAAAAAAAAGAAGGCUGUCAUUCAAUAAAUUUUAAAGUUGUAAACUUUUAAAGUGCUGUGCUUAAAGUGCUGUGUGGCAUUUUCCUUCCCUCCUCCACCACCCCUCCUGGGAUACCUUGGUAGUCAUCUCCCUAUUUGUGUGAUGAAUGAAUAAC